AUGAAACGAAAACGUUCUUCCUCCUCAUUCCUUCUUCCGCGGCGAACCCUCUUUCUCACUACCGUGACAAUCAUAAUUCUCAUUCUAUUACAUGUGCACAGCAGUAUUAUUGUCUUUCAAUUUGAAAAGGAGGAGGAACGCUUAUUGACUACUGAUAGGACGACGAACAAGGUCGUUAUUCAAAAGCAACAACGGUACUCCACCAUUAUUUGGCCAUUUCGAACGACGGCUUCCGAGUGGUGCUACUCCACCAUUCACGGUAAUCAUAACAAUGUGUUCCAAUAUCCUCCUCCUCCUCCUCCUCCUCCUGGAUUGAUCUUUGUCAAGGUUCCCAAAACAGCGUCCUCCACGCUUGUCGGGAUCAACAUUCGGAUUGCCAAAAAGGUCGGUGAGCGAAUACUACCAAAUAGUAAGCCUCCACCAACUUUUCCUGUUAGUGCUGGCUCCUACUCCUGGUUAUUGCGUUCCAUCCUGUUGUCGUUUUGGAAUGAUCAACAUCAACAACAACAACAACAACAACAACAACAACAACAACAACAUACGAAUAAUAAGGCUUAUUGGACAAGAAGAGAAGAAUUAGAAGCAUCACGGACAUGUUCUCACACUCGAAUCCAUGGAGGAGACGCCUUGUUGUCGUUGUUGCUGCGUCGCAAUCGAUAUUCACACACGCCGCAACUUUUAUGGAGUUUUGUGAGAGAUCCAGCCGCACGAGUCCAAUCGGCCUUUUAUCAUUUUGAAGUCUCGCGCAAGGGAGUAACACCCACCCUGGGUCAUUUGAUAUCCUACGCCAACGGCGAAUCCAACUUUCAGUACAAAUAUCUAUCCACUCAUGAGGAUCCUCAAUCCUUUUUGGAACAACACCGUGACGGCCAUAAUGAGGAUGCUACUAUUACGAAUAAUAAUAGUGCCAUGAUCGUGAUUCAAGAUCAGAUUCUCCAACAAUAUGACUUUCUUGGAAUUGUGGAACGUUGGCAAGAGUCCCUGGCAGUCAUGAUUUUGUUGUGGAAUCUUGAAGAUUCUGAUGUGAUUGCAUUAUCGUCCAAGGUGGCAGGUGGCUUUGACGAUGGUCGGUAUCAGACACCUGGGAACUGCAAACGUAUCAUUGCCGACGCUUCCUCCUCCUCGUUGACAAUACAAUCACAAGAGGAUGAGGAAUAUCUGGAAUCCUUUUGGAAUACCACCUUCUAUGCCAACAACGAAUUGGAUUAUCAACUUUAUCAAAUGGCAAAUGACAAAUUGACCAAGACCAUCCAUGCGCUAGGACUAAAGCGUGUGGAACAGGUGGUGAAACAGGUGAAGCUACUGGAAGCCUUGGCCCAGGAAACAUGUGCGCCAUCAGCCAUCUUUCCAUGCUCGUCCAAUGGAACCUGGCAAUAUGAGGAAUCACAAAAGAAUUGCUACUGGCACGACUCUGGAUGUGGAUAUCCAUGCAUUGACGGACUUGGUCACAACCAAUGA
Cylindrotheca closterium is the source of this 1458-nucleotide messenger RNA. The record is from the annotation of a GenBank genome assembly. NCBI's taxonomy places the organism in Eukaryota, Bacillariophyta, Bacillariophyceae, Bacillariales, Bacillariaceae.